Dermatophagoides farinae (American house dust mite) is the source of this 1833-nucleotide messenger RNA. The record is from RefSeq and is a predicted model, not a curated record. Lineage: Eukaryota; Metazoa; Arthropoda; Arachnida; Sarcoptiformes; Pyroglyphidae.
AAAAUUCAUCAUUCAAAGUAAUGGUCAAUCAUCAUUUGUGAUAGUUCCGUUGAAAGCUAAACAUCAAUCAAAAUAAAAAUUUCUUUUGUUUUGUGUUUUGUGUGUGUGUGUGUGUGUCUUACAAGCUAUUGUUUUUUUCCAGCAUCAUUGAUGGGUGCAAGUGUUUGUCGAAAUCUUCAUAUACCUGUGUCGAACACAGUACAACGUCGUCAUGAUUUGAAAGGUUCACGUUUUGAAGAUGAAUAUCGUCGUAAUCAUAAACGUCUAAAUAUUGGCAUUGGUAAUAAAAAUAAAAAAAAUAAAAAUAAAAAUGGUAUUAAACAACGUGUACAAGUACAACCAAUUGGUGAACGUUUAGCCGAAGUGAAUUCAUCAUAUUUAAAUCAUAAUAAAUCACAAAUAUCAUUGGAUCAAACAAAUGGUUUCAUUGAAGAAUUGAAUUGUGAAUAUUGUGAAAAGAAUACAUUAAUUGGUGAUAAUAAAUCAGAUGUUCUAAAUAAAAAUAAUCACCAAAAGCAUCGUAAUAAUCAACAACAUCAACAUCAUCGUACACCAUUGCCGGAUCAACGUUUUGAAGCAAUAACUGUAGUACCAAACAAUAAAAUGAAUAAACCAUUGGUAAUGGAUAAAAUUAUGAAUACACCAACAUCGAUGUUAUCAGGUGAUGAUAAUCGUAAUGAUGAUGAAAGUAAUCCAGAAAAAUCCGAAGAAAAUUCAUUAUCGGAUCCAUCAUCAUCAUCAUCAUCACCACCACCAGCAAAUGAAGAUUCAUUUCCAGUAAUAUCUGAACAUGAUGAUGAUGAACGUUUACCCGGUUCGAUUAGUCCAAUUCUUUAUCAAUCAAUAUCGACUAUUCCAAUGUGUAUUGAAGAAGAAGAAGACGAAGAUGAUGACAAUGAUGAAGUUAACGAUGAUGAAAAUGAUGAUAAUAUCAAUGAUUUACCGGGGAAAAAUAUCGAUGAAAACAAUCGUAAAGAAAUGUUAAACAAUCAAUUUAUGGCUAUAAGUAAUCAUAAAUUUCCACGUAAAAAAUGCCGCAGUCUACCACGAUUGGAUAGUAAAUUUAAUCUUCUCAUACAAAAUUGGAGUGAUCUUGAUUUAUUACCAAAUGAAUCGGAAGAUAAUAUUGAAAACAAUCAUGAUGAAAAUAAAUAUUGUGAAUUUUGUGAUUAUAUUAAUGGUACGGAUAAAACACCUACAUGGACUGAUCUUGAUAAAGAUGUAUCAAUGUUGAUGAACAUGGCCGAUCGUCUUGGUAUGAUGAUAAUGGAAAAAGAGAAAGAUAAAGAAGGCAGAGUACAAAAAAUCACCAAUAAAUCUGUCAUCUAUAAAAAAGAAGAUAUUGUUGAAGAGAAAAAAAUUUCACUUUCAUAUCUGGAAAAAUUGAACAAUUCAAUGGAUCUGAAACAAAAAGUACAUUUUUUACGCCGUAAACGACAAGUUGGCAUAUCGGUAAUGAAAACAUCCGGUGGAAAAUGUUUGAUGGAUUUUAAUGAUGGUCAAAAUACCUAUCAAAUACAAAUAUUCAGGCCACAAAAUUCCACUGAAACAGCACCAGAUGAUGAUAAAAUGAUGGCUGAAGCGGCUAAAACAUUGACAUCACAUGAACAGCAACAGCAGCAGCAAUCAUCAAAUUUAACAAAAACAACACCAAUUUCCAGAUCUGGUAGUGGCAGUGGUGGUGGUGGUCAUCAACAAAAUUUUGAACCAAUUGUCGAUACAUUAGAAGUUUGUGAUAAAGCGGCAGCACGGUAAGUGUGUUUAAUUCAUUUAAUGAAUGAAUGAAUAGCCAACCAGAAUGGUAAACAACACAUUAAAUUGUCGUCAAUUGCA